CCUCUCACAAUAAAGGCAGAGGGAGUUAUAACUGCCAGUCCUCGUGCUGUGUCUGAGUGUGCUCUUGUUUCAACUGCAGGAUCAGAUAAGCAGCCAUGGAUGAUGUAUAUAAAGCAGCGGUCGAGAACUUAACAGAGGAGCAAAAGAAUGAGUUCAAAGCUGCGUUUGAUAUCUUCAUUCAGGAUGCAGAGGACGGCUGCAUCAGUACCAAGGAGUUAGGAAAGGUGAUGAGGAUGCUGGGACAGAAUCCCACUCCUGAAGAGUUACAGGAGAUGAUUGACGAGGUGGAUGAAGAUGGCAGCGGGACGGUAGAUUUUGAUGAGUUCUUGGUUAUGAUGGUCCGCUGCAUGAAGGAGGAGAGCAAAGGAAAAUCUGAGGAGGAGUUGGCUGAACUUUUUCGCAUGUUUGAUAAGAAUGGAGAUGGAUACAUAGACUUAGAAGAGCUGAAGUCCAUGCUGGAGUCCACUGGAGAGGCCAUCACUGAAGAUGACAUCGAAGAGUUGAUGAAGGAUGGAGACAAAAACAAUGAUGGCAAAAUUGAUUAUGAUGAGUUCCUGGAGUUCAUGAAAGGUGUUGAAUAAAGGAUUCUGCCGGAGGCUUCACAUCUUCUAUCCUCUACAUGCGUUGGCAACAUCAUCGAAGGUCUUCUUGAAGAUAUCUUCACCGGUUUUUCUAAUACUGUACCUUCAAGGCCUUUUCCAGGAGAUUUCAUUGAAUAAAAUAUUUUUUCUGAAUAAAAAUACUUACAUGUUUGUUUUGUCUGUCACACAAUUUUGUGUAAAUUAGCUUAACUGAAAGUGAAUUUGUGUUAUUUCUAUGGUGCUUAACUGAGCUGCACAGUCAUGUUAUAGUUUCAAUGGGACACCGGUCUCCAGCGCAGGACACGAGUGGCUUUUCCAAGGUUCCACAGAAUGAAUGAGAGGGCAGGCAGGUAAUUCCAAGUUUUCCACUCGCUUCCCUCCUUGGUACAUGAGGCUAUGCACAAAGGAGAUGACAGCAAAGACAAGCCACAAGAAACAAAACAUGGAAUUCAACACUCCGGUGGAAUGCUCUGAUGGUUAGCGGGAAGAAGCCUGGCACUUUAUCACAUCUCUCAACUUAUUACUGUAUGUCCAUAUAUAUUAUGACUGUGGACAUUCAUAUGUCCACGUCCAUAUACACCACGCACUUGGCAAGACACAGAGAGAGAGACAGAGACAACGGGUGGAGGACAGAAGGGUAAGCUGACUCUGGAGGAUCAGGGAGGUUUUUAUUAUCCCCAAACACAAAUUUGUUGUGCAGUCAGUAGAAAUCACACAACCAUCAAGCAAAAUGCAAUAAUGUGCAAUAAAUACACAACAAAGCGAUAUGACCAUUGAGAACAUGGUGAGUUAUUUAAAAGACGAAUGGUUGGGGAGUUGCAGUCCUGUAUGCUGGGACACUGUUUCUACAACCAGAUGGAAUCAACUCAAACUCCUCUAAUAAGGAGUGUCGAGGAGCUGCCAUAACCUGCUACAGGUGUGGAAGCUCAUUCAGGGUCACACCUGCGAUUGUGCUGGACUCUGUCACUGUAUCUUGAAGUAUCGUUGUGCCUGCACCAGCAGACAAAAAAGAGAGUGGAAGAGCAGAUUUAAUAAAACAGUAACCUAAAAGCAGAUGUGCUGGGAAGCUUUUCUACAGACAGCAUCCACCUAAAGCUCAAAGGUAACCUUAUCAUCAGUUAUAGUGCUACAGUAUUAAUACUGCUCAACGGCCUGAUCCUUUCUUAAGAGCUUGAAAAAAGGACGUGACUGGACUUCUUUAAGCGGUACAUGUGGUGGUUCUUAUAUGGCUGUUUUAAACUGUUGGAGCACUCAACACACUUUAUACAACGUGCCUCAUUCACCCAUUCAGACCCUUUCAUACAAGCACUUUUUUCUACACCUAAGUUAAAAUGUCUUGAUGCUCAAUCAUCCAGGUAAAGAAAUCCCAAAAGGUUGAUUCUGUUCAUCUGGACAUUUUCAGUGGGAGAAACGUUUCGUCACUCAUCCAGAUGACCUCUUCAGUCUCAGCUGACUGCAGGUUUCCUGCACUGAUCAAUAACCAUGAGUACCAUUCACAGAGAGUUGGGGAAUGGCUGCAAUCACAGCAUUGUAAGAUGGUGACAGAUGGACCCUUAGGCCCCCUCCUCGAUUCAGAGAUGGUCUUUCCCUUUUCACGUAAAUGGCCUCCUUGACUCCGCGCUCAAACCAGCGUUCCUCCCUGUCCAGGAUGUGUACAUCCUCAUCAUUGAAAGAGUGUCCACUGGCCUGUAGGUGUAAAUAGACUGCAGAGUCCUGGCCUGACGAGGUAGCUCUUCUGUGUUGUGCCAUCCGCUUCGCCAGAGGUUGUUUGGUUUCCCCGAUGUAUAAAUCCUGGCAAUCCUCCUGCACUUAACAGCGUACACUAUGUUACUCUGUUUGUGUCGGGGGAUCCUUGGGGUGGACCAAUUUUUGGCACAGCGUGUUUUGGGGUUUAAAAGCCACAGAGUUUCACAGAGCCUGCAGUAUUUAGAAAAAAUGCGUCUCAACUGUUCUGACACUCCUGACACAUACGGGAUCACUACAGGUGAUAAGCGAGAGCUUCUGUUUAUAAGGUUGGAAACCUGCAGUCAGCUGAGACUGAAGACGUCAGCUGGAUGAGUGACGACACAUUUCUCUCGCUGAAACGCUACGUCCAGAUCAACAGAAUC
Messenger RNA from Pelmatolapia mariae (spotted tilapia), 2689 nucleotides. RefSeq names its product troponin C, slow skeletal and cardiac muscles-like. The record is from RefSeq and is a predicted model, not a curated record. The transcript has 6 exons. Gene Ontology annotation, cellular component: myosin II complex. Bases 96 to 581 code for a protein of 161 amino acids. Gene Ontology annotation, molecular function: calcium ion binding. Lineage: Eukaryota; Metazoa; Chordata; Actinopteri; Cichliformes; Cichlidae.